Molecule: messenger RNA, 696 nt
Organism: Monoraphidium neglectum
Lineage: Eukaryota; Viridiplantae; Chlorophyta; Chlorophyceae; Sphaeropleales; Selenastraceae
Exons: 1
Coding region: 1-696 (231 amino acids)
Source: RefSeq, a predicted model, not a curated record
AUGCUGCUGCGCGCCGCGCUGCUGCUCGUCGCUGCGGCCUGCGUCCGCGGGUCCUCCAAUUUCAACGGCUACGACGACUGCGAGCACGUGAACCACGGCACCUCCGAGCAGCGGGCGCUCGCGGCCUCCGCGGCCGCGUGCACCGGCGUCGCGAAGGGAGGGGGCAGGUGCAUCCGCCCGCUUUGCAUGGAGCACAUCCGCGGCUUGCCGUGGCAGUGGCGCAUUGGCCGCGAGCCGGCGGUGCGCAUCCUCAAGCCCGGCGAGGCGCCAGAGACGCCGCUCGCCAAGCAUGCAGUCGGCCUGCUGCUGCGCGCUGCCGCAUGCCCAAAGGCCACAAAGCGUCACCCGCGCCUCGCCACCCGCUGGGCGCGCGGCGGCGGCGGCGGCCCGGCGGAAACCACCAUCAGCACUAUCCACGCCCAGCCCGCCCUUUGCGAGUGCAUCAGCGAGUACGCGGCCGCGCUGCUGCCGCGCGGCGUGUUUGAGGCUGUGUCGAGCAACUUUUCCGUGCCCGGCGUGACGCGGCGCGCGCCGCCGUCGCUGGCGCUGUUUGACUUCAUCGGCGGGUGGUGGGAGCUGCAGGAGAGUUUCGAAGGCGAUCUGGCCACCAGAGGGACCUCUGCGAGGCGUUACGCGGUGCGCGCCGGCGGCGGCAGCCAGCCAACGCGGGGCCGUCCGCGGGUCUGCAGCUUGUAG